CCCCUGCUCUCUUCCCAAUUCCUAUAUAUAUCCACCAAUUUUACACUCCAUUUCUCAUCUUCAUCAACAUGCCUGCAACCUUCAAUUUAGAGCCGUUGGAUAUCUCGCUGCACAUCCCUCACCAUUUCCGCUGCCCGAUCUCGCUCGAGCUCAUGCGCGACCCGGUCACCGUCUCCACCGGUCAGACCUACGACCGAUCAAGCAUCGAGGCCUGGGUGGCCACCGGCAACACCACCUGCCCCGUCACAAGGCAGCCGCUCACGGAUUUCAAUCUCAUCCCCAACCACACGCUCCGCCGUUUGAUUCAGGAUUGGUGCGUCGCUAACCGCUCCUUCGGAGUCGAGCGGAUCCCCACUCCGAAGCAGCCUGCCGAGCCGAUUUUGGUUCGGAGUUUGCUUCGCCAGGCUGCUUCGGGUCCGUACGGCGUCAGAGCUUCGUCGCUGAGGAAGUUGAGAUCGCUGGCGCGUGAAUCGGAUAAGAACAGGAUUGUGAUCGCGGCGAAUAAUGCUCGCGAGGUGAUGAUGUCGAUUGCGUUUGCCGAUGUAGGAUCGGAUCUGCGGCACGAUUCGCUCGCCGUGCUCUCGGUGUUGGCUUUGACGGAGGAGGAGUGCGUGAGCGUUGGAUCGGAUCCGGAUCGGAUCGGAUUUCUGGUGAAUUCACUGUUCCAUUCGUCGAUUGAUGUGAGGGUUAAUUCCGCGGCGGUGAUCGAGAGCGUGGUGGCGGGGAUCCGAUCGCCGGAGCUGAGGGCGGAGAUCAGCGGCGCGGAGGGGAUUUUCGACGGAAUCGUAGGGAUUUUGAAUUAUCCGUUCAUCCAUCCGCGCGGGGUGAAGGUCGGGAUCAAGGCGCUGUUCGCGCUGUGUCUGGCGAAGCAGCACCGGGGGAGGGCGGUGGCGGCGGGGGCGGUGGAGGCGCUGGUGGAGAGGCUGGCGGAGGUGGAGAAUUGCGGCGACGCGGAGAGGGCGCUGGCGACGGUGGAGCUGCUGUGCCGGAUUCCGGCGGGGUGCGCGGCGUUCGAGGCGCACGCGCUGACGGUGCCGCUGCUGGUGAAGGUGACGCUGAAGGUGUCGGGGCGGGCGACGGAGUACGCGGCGGGGGCGCUGCUGGCGCUGUGCUCGGCGUCGGAGAGGGCGCAGAGGGACGCGGUGGCGGCGGGGGUGGUGACGCAGCUGCUGCUGGUGGUGCAGAGCGACUGCACGGAGAGGGCGAAGAGGAAGGCGCAGAUGCUGCUCAAGUUGCUGCGGAACUCAUGGCCUGAUGCGUACGUCGUCAAAUCGGAAGAUUUCGCCGGAAGCGACGUCGUUCUAUUUUGACAUUUUUUUUUCUGACAUUAGAGGAUUAAACAAUCCUCUUAAUUUUUUGCAAUCGGAGAGGUAAAUUGCAACGUUUUAACACUAUUGAUAAAAAGAGAAGUAGAUCAGAUUAAUUAGAUGAGGGAAGUGUUGAUUUUGUAAUUAAGAUUGGUUAACUCAUGCAUGUUACUCUUAAGUCUUAUCUACAGCGCAAACCUUCAACUUUUCUA
Messenger RNA from Salvia hispanica, 1519 nucleotides. The record is from RefSeq and is a predicted model, not a curated record. NCBI's taxonomy places the organism in Eukaryota, Viridiplantae, Streptophyta, Magnoliopsida, Lamiales, Lamiaceae.